Molecule: messenger RNA, 774 nt
Organism: Mucor mucedo
Lineage: Eukaryota; Fungi; Mucoromycota; Mucoromycetes; Mucorales; Mucoraceae
Exons: 1
Coding region: 47-745 (232 amino acids)
Source: RefSeq, a predicted model, not a curated record
GAAUAUUAAUCUCCUCUUCUCUUUUUCUUUAUUUUUACUAUUUACAAUGGAAAGUAUUCGAUUCUUUAAUGCAUGCGUUGUUUGGACAAGAAGUAUCGUGUUGAUACUUUCCAUAAUUAUCGUCAUUUCGUCACUCAGUAUAUACAAUUAUGAUGCCAUUCCUGUGUUCUUACUACUCGAGGAAGAUGCAUCUUCAAUAGUUUUAAAGGGACACGAAAUAAUUUAUGACAUGAUUCAAGACCGCAGAUUAAUUGCAACACUUGUAGCAGCACAAGCAUCCAUCUUUUGUCCUCUAUUCUUACUAAUGAGCGCUUCAUCAACAGCACCAAGUAUAUGCCAAACAACAGCAGAUAUAUGGCGUACCGUAAUUGAACAGUUCUGUCAAUUUUUAAUGCCGCUUGGCUUAGCAUUGAGCUGGAUAUUCUGCAUCACGUUCGACACGAGAACUCAAGCUGCCUUAAUGGAUCAAAACAUGAAAUUUCAACUCGACCAGGAUCAUUAUACUGCACUCGCUACCUAUAUCGGUAAUAGCCUGAAAUAUGUAAUUAUUGUAAUUUUGCUGUUGGAAGUUGUGACAAUUUGGGUAUCUUCAUUUAAAUAUGCCACCAUACUAUUUAUUUCUCAUCACCAACAAGCAAUAAGACUGCAGGAUGACGAUUCGAUGUACACAAGUUUAGAUAACAAUGAAGAAGAACAACAAUUAGAGUAUUAUAGCAGUAAUGAAGAAAAGAUAUUGUUCAUAUAACGAAUUCACUUUUUUUUAAUAAACCAAAC